GCUUCAGGUCUCAAGGAACGGCAUCGACAAAGUUUUGAUUUCUUUGAUUUUUUCAGAACCUCUUCGUCAAAAAUGGACUUACAGAACAAAGUCGCUUUGGUGACCGGUGGUGCGGUCGGAAUAGGGUUUGCAUAUGCCAGAGAAUUACUACGCAACGCAGUCAAGCACGUGGUAAUCUUGGACGUAUCACCCAAAGCUGGAGAAGAAGCGGUGGAGAAAUUGAACGCCGAGUUCGGGGAUAGCAAGUCAUUUUUUAUCGCUGGUGAUGUAACUAAAUCUGCCGAAUUUGAAGAUGCGUUCACGAAAACCCUUCAGAAGUUCGGUAGUCUCGACAUAUUAAUUAACAAUGCUGGAAUAGUUAAUGAAACCGCAUGGGCUAAGAUGAUUGAUAUCAACUUUAACGGCCUCGUCCACGGAACUUUCCUGGGUCUGAAAUACAUGGGAAAAGACAAAGGUGGUGUCAUCGUGAACAUCGCUUCAAUUUAUGGUCUCGAUCCAGUUGCCAGUUUUCCAGUUUACGAUGGAACUAAACACGCCGUAGUCGGUUUCAGUAGAUCCAUUGCGAUGAGUCACGAAAAAACUGGUGUCAGAGUUAUCGUGAUGUGCCCGGGAAUAACGGAGACGCCAUUGGUAGCCGGGGCGGUUGAUGGUGCGCUGAAGCUUUUGGAUGUUGAAACGGUUGUUGCUGAAAUCAAAACAUAUGCCUUCCAAAAGGCUGACAGCGUGGCUGAAGGAAUGGUGCAGAUUAUCCGUAAUGCUCCAAACGGCACCGUUUGGGUGGUAGAAGACGGGAAACCUGCUUACCAGGUUUUGAUUCCCGAUCGUUUCUCCAUGAAAGCUUCUGCCUUGCUUGAACAAAUAUCCAAUUUGAUUCCUAAAUAUCCCGUUUAUUAUUUCAGAGAUAUAAAAUUCGAAAUGCAGAUAAAAGGUAAAAACGUACUAUUGACUGGGGGUGCGAAAGGAUUGGGUUUCGCAUACGCUAAAGAAUUAUUGCGAAAUGGAGCUGCGCACGUGGCCAUAUUGGAUUGUGAAAAUUCCAAUGGCGAAGGAGCCUCUGAGAGAUUGAACGUAGAAUUUGGAAAAGGAAGGGCAAAAUUCUUCGCCUGCGAUGUCACAAAACCUCAGGAAUUAGAAGCUGGAUUUAGAAAUACCGUAGAAGUAUUCGGAUCGUUGGAUAUCGUCAUUAAUAACGCUGCUCUGAUGGACGAUGAUCAAUGGGAGCUCAUGAUCAGUGUAAACGUAAAUGCGGUAAUCAGAGGAACGCUUUUGGGUCUGCAGUACAUGGGAAAAGACAAGGGAGGCAAGGGCGGCGUGAUUGUUAACGUCGCCUCCAUUUUCGGUGUAACUCCGUUUCCGCAUUGUCCCAUUUACGUUGGAACAAAACACGCCGUCAUAGGAUUGAGCCGAUCCUUUGCCAUGCCUUAUCACUAUGAAAAAACCGGCGUUCGUAUUUUGACGUUGUGUCCCGGCGUUGCUGAUGACGUGGGAAAAAAUCAAGAAAUAACAAACUUGGAGGAAUCUACGCCGGGUUCAAUUAAUCCUAUCAACAAACUUCCCUCUCCAAAGCUCGAAAUAAGCGUUGCGCACGGUAUGAUGUUCAUCAUAAGAUCAGCGCAAAAUGGAAGCGUCUGGGUUGCUGAGGGUGCUGAGCCAGUUUAUGAAAUUUUGAUUCCGGAUUGUCUCACCAUGAAAAUGGCUGCUAAGGACGGGCAAUAAUGGCGUUUGAGUCAUGAUUUUGUCAUAUUGACAAAUUACACCGUAAAGUACAGCGAUGUUUCAUUUACUAAGGUAAUCCCCGACCAAGAUGAUUAGCUAUGUCAUUCGUAUAAUUAUAUAUACUCAAAGAAGAUUGCAUCAUAGAUAUAUUGGCGUAUCUAUGAUUACAACAAUUUUCGCAAUGCCAUCCAAUAUGUUUCGUACACAAAAAAAUGAUACAAUCUACCCGCAGUUAAGUUAAGCGCUGAUCUGACUAUAGACCUUCAGCGCGUAAUCUGUCGCCGAAAAUAUCGUAAAAGUUAUAACAAUAGUAACGAAUGGUAGCGUUGGGUUUUCGGUCGCUAGCUAAUCUAGUAUACACGAACGCGAACUUCCUACUCUUUUCGUGAAAAAAGUAUCUGCCGUUCAGGUCUGUCUUUUGAAUUUUUAAUGAUUUAUUAUACCGUCAAAUUUGCGUCUGUCAUGUCAUUAAAAUAUUGUUGCUCGAGUGAUUGGGAUCACAUGUACAUGAUUGAAUAAAAACAGAUUUUUAAGUUUUUUUUUUCUUUUACUAUAUGGAACGUUAUUUGUUUUAUAUCCGUACAAAUGUAUUUUUAUGCAUUGUUCAAUCGGACAUGGAACAUUAAUUAUGUAUUAUAUAUUACAGAGUAAUACACCGGGACAGGUGAUACAAAAAUCAAUUGCAUCUACAUGCAAUAUCUAAUGUAACUAUGGGUAUCUUUUUUUUUUUUUUUCAUACCGCAUGAAU
Molecule: messenger RNA, 2464 nt
Organism: Athalia rosae (coleseed sawfly)
Lineage: Eukaryota; Metazoa; Arthropoda; Insecta; Hymenoptera; Athaliidae
Product: peroxisomal hydratase-dehydrogenase-epimerase-like
Exons: 14
Coding region: 73-1716 (547 amino acids)
Cellular component (GO): cytoplasm
Molecular function (GO): oxidoreductase activity, acting on the CH-OH group of donors, NAD or NADP as acceptor
Source: RefSeq, a predicted model, not a curated record